Messenger RNA from Cucurbita maxima (winter squash), 1175 nucleotides. Its product is annotated as protein ELF4-LIKE 3-like. The record is from RefSeq and is a predicted model, not a curated record. Lineage: Eukaryota; Viridiplantae; Streptophyta; Magnoliopsida; Cucurbitales; Cucurbitaceae. The coding region runs from base 608 to 943 and encodes 111 amino acids. Gene Ontology annotation, biological process: positive regulation of circadian rhythm; entrainment of circadian clock. The transcript is spliced from 3 exons.
AAUCAUGGUACAUCUUGGUACCCUGAAUUUUCUUAAAGAAAAAAAUCCAUUAGAACCACAUAUUCCUUAUGGCCUUGGUCCGACAAGUUUUAUUUGUUUAUGUUGAUAUGAACUAAAUUUGUGACAUGGUUAGCUCUCAAAUCUUCUUGAAUCACGACGUAGUCCUCCUAUUAAAAGAUAUUUAACGGUGAAAAUGGUUACCAUUUCACUUCUUAGGUUUAGUCGUGUGAAAACUUCUAUUUAUUCUGAAUAUUGACAAUACUUUGUUUGUACAUGAAGGUGAUGUUUUUUGAUGCAAGUGACGGAUGACAAGGUUAACUGAUGCAUAAUGUAGUAUGAGUGGUUUCAUUAAUUGAUUAUGAUUCUGGGUGGAAGCAGGCUCUUUCUGACGAUGGAUGGCCACUUCAAGUUUCUCCCCUGCAUUAUACCCUAAGAUUUCUCAGAAAUUACAGAAGAGGUGUCUGUCUGUUCCGGAGAUUCGAUUCAAUCGGCCAUCUUUUUCCACUGCUCCUCGGGAUUCAGAUUCACUCUUUCUCUUCCUCAAAAUAUAAUGUUUCAGAUUUUGAAGGAUAGGAAGUGAUAUUGAGAAGAACGGUGUGUUGGGUUAAUGGAGGGGGAGACAUUGUCAUCAGGAGGAAUGGGGAAUGGAAGGCAGAUGGAUGGGAAAAUGGCUCAGACAUUUCAGAAGAAUUUCGUUCAAGUUCAGAACAUUUUGGAUCAAAACAGAUUGCUGAUCAAUGAAAUUAACCAAAAUCACGAGUCCAAAAUGCCCGACAACCUCGCCAGAAACGUGGGCUUGAUUCGCGAGCUUAACAACAACAUCAGAAGGGUUGUUGAUUUGUACGCCCAUCUCUCCGCUUCCUUCACCAAAUCUAUGGAGGCUUCCUCCGAAGGAAACUCCGCCGCCAAGCCUGGCCACAAGCGCAACCGCCCUCCGCCGUAGCCCAUUUAUAUAUUACUACCCUCCCCUCUCCCUUUUUCUUCAUUCUUUGCUUACAGCGAUAAUUUCCCAGAUUCUGUGUUUCCAAUUCUAAACCAAAAUUCACCAUAUAUUUGUCUUCUCUUCGGUUUUUCCUUUCUUGAGUCUCUCUCUGUCUGUUGGGGAAACAUUGUGAAGUAGUAAGGUAGUAAGGUAGUGUGCAGGUACUCCAUUGGGGUUCUCCCACCAGCACAAA